GGGGCGGGACUCUAUGGGCUCAAGUCACGGCCGCGGCUACAGCCAAGUUGUAUGCUAACUAUAGAAAGCAGGGCGCAGGGGGACCCGCUGGCUUGAGUGUAGCACAGGGAGACGGAGCCCGACUUCAGAAAAUGAGGGGGCGGCAUGGACAAGUGACAUCACCACGGAGAUCCGACACUCGCGCCGGCAGGAAUGAGGAAAUGGCUGAAAGAGAAGUCAGGAAACAGGUCUCAAAAUAGAAAGACGGUGUAGGGGUUCAGACGUCCCUAGGACCACGAGAGAAAAAGGAAGUAAACGCUGUUUUGCGCGGCGAGACAGCCGUUUAACUGUAGUAUGUAUAGGGACUCUUUCAACUGAAAUCGAGGUGUUCUGCUGUCGCUUCUUGUAGCGAAUUGGGAUCAACGUGAAGAAACCUGUGCGGGGAAUGCUGUAAGGACCCUGGUGGCUUUAUAAAAAAGUUUUAACUCCCUGCUGCGCCGCGCUGCGGUGCGCCCCACGUGCGUAAUUUUAGUCUAAAGAGCAGGGGCCAAUUUAAAGACUUGCGAAAAGUUUUAAUUCAGUUUUUUUCCACGUUGGUAAUGAUUUUGGAAAGUCACCGGAAACGUAAUAAUAUAAUUUAACGUUGACGUUAAAGCUCCAGUAAUAAAGCGGUGGGCUUACAGAACAGGCAUCUCUCAGUGCCGGUUUGGUGACCAAUUAACAGCCUUUCGAUUAAAAUAUUAAAACAGAGUGGAAAAUAACGUUGUCACAAGGGCUGCCCUUGUUACACAAUAGUCGGACGUACUUCCAUUGUCUGGGAUUGAAAAAUUGACUGUACUUUCCAUUCUGACCCGACGGAAUCAGACGCACUUUAGGACCAAGCCUCUCUUAGCGAGCGUUAAACUGGAACCAGUUCUGGCGAGAUGGUGAGUUAAUUCUGAACUGCGGUCUCGCCGCAUGGCCACGCAUUCCGACACAGUGGGUACAGUACACGCGCGAACCAAUCCGAGCUCUGCAAGCAGUUGAAAAGCCGCCGGAGCUCUUUUUGUGUGGAGGAGUAUAAUCCUAGUUUGUGACUCGUCAUCUCUCCCCGCCUCUUGACUUCCUGCUUUGCAGUAUUCAUAUUCCGCAGCUGGAGUUUUGCUAUGCUAAUUGUAACAAUGUAACGGGACCGGAGCGACGGUUUUAGUUCAGGGGGGGGUUAUUCAUUAAUCCAGGGCAGGAAGAAUACACUACAUAAGGAAUGACGAUCGCCACAGCUGCUUCGGCCUCCGGGAGAAGAGCGCGCGAUCUGGGAAUUGGGAUGGUAACAUCGGGAGCUGAUACAUUUGAAGAAAAAAAUCUUGGACUACUGAAAGGUAACCGGGAGGAUAAAAUCUGAAUUUAUCCAGGCAAAGACCUGCUAUCCACGUUUCAUAGACCUUUAAAUAUAAAAAAAAAAAUCCUGCCACGUGUUGAAAGGUGAGACGAUUCUAUGCCCUGAGACGGCCUUGCAAGCUGGUUUUGAAAGUGGAAACACAGCUCUGAGCGCUGAGGAACUGGCGCUGACGUUGGUGUGACAUCUGAACGAAAACCGAAGAAAAAGGCCAUUCAACCAGGAAUUCAGCGAUUACAGCCAUCGUAAAGUUCCUAUUUGUGGGAGGAUCAGCCAGUGUACAAAUUUACAUUUCUUCCAAGAAAUGUAACCCCUACGAGCUCGUUUCAAAAUUAGGUUUCGUCAUUAUAAUGGAAAGUCUGUGAAAAUUGUAAACUUCUGCACUGAAGGUUAAAAAGUUCAACAGGCUUUAGUUUUUCAUUUGAGUGAAAUAAAACUAAAUUUGCAGAAUAGUCAUUUUUAACUUCCCCGUUUCUGGAAGAAAAAAAGAGGUGCUUUGUUUGAUGGAGAUUGUUACCUGUGUGGUCCGCAAGCCAAAGUUACACUUGAAAGAGAAGAGAAGAGAAGAACACCUGUCUUCGUUUUAAGCGCCUAAAAAUACAUAUUUUAGUACUUUUCGAAAUAUUUAAGGAUAAAUCAUUUUGUAAUAUAUAGUAUGAACAUAUUUAAGUUCUUUAAUGGGAUAAAUUAAUUUAAAGCGUCACAAAUUUGGAGGAAAAGCAAGCUGGGAAGAGACUCGUUGCUUCGCCUGUUCAUCUAAAUAAUUAAUAUAUUUCCUGGAGUAACCGUAUGGAACUUUGGUCGGAGGCUCAAGAAAAACAAUCAAAAAUGUCCACCGUCGCUGGAGAAUCCAAAAAAGAAGCGUCUCUUCCCGUUUUCCACCACGCGAAUGGGACAGUGCAUCCGGUCAUACGGCCCGACAGCCAAGAGGAGCUUCGGCUAGAAGCUGGGGUCUGCGAGCUGACGGAGGUCCCGGCCUUUUCGGACCGAGCCGAGCCUGACCGCGACAGGGCCGAAGUAGUGGUGAUCGACUGCCGGGCCAACGCCAAGGGGCAGAGGGAGGAGGACGCGCUCUUGGAGAACGCCAGCCAGAGCAACGAGAGCGACAUCAGCGCCGACCAAAGCCCCAUGCCCGCGGCGCCGCUGAAGGAGACGUCCUUCUCCAUCGGGCUGCAGGUCCUGUUCCCCUUCCUGCUGGCGGGGUUCGGAACAGUAGCCGCCGGCAUGGUCCUGGACAUCGUGCAGCACUGGACGGUGUUCAAGGAGGUGACGGAGGUGUUUAUUCUAGUUCCUGCCCUCCUGGGGCUCAAGGGGAAUCUGGAAAUGACUCUGGCUUCCCGGCUCUCCACCGCAGCCAACAUUGGGCAGAUGGACACUGCCAAGGAAAUGUGGAAAAUGAUCAUAGGAAACUUGGCUCUUAUUCAGGUUCAGGCCACGGUAGUGGGAUUCCUGGCCUCCAUUGCUGCCGUCAUCUUUGGCUGGAUCCCAGAGGGGCAUUUCAAGAUUGGCCAUGCAAUACUGCUGUGUGCCAGCAGUGUGGCCACAGCCUUCAUCGCCUCCCUCCUGCUGGGUCUGAUCAUGAUUGGAGUGAUCAUUGGCUCUAGGAAGAUAGGCAUAAACCCGGACAAUGUUGCAACACCCAUCGCGGCUAGCCUGGGCGACCUUAUUACGCUGGCGCUCCUGGCUAGCAUCAGCACGGGCCUGUACCAACAGCUAGAGCUGAAUGACUACACCAAUCCCCUGGUGUGUGCCUUCUUUGUGGCGCUGACCCCCCUGUGGAUCGUCAUCGCACGCCGCAUCCCCUCCACCCGCGAGGUGCUGUACUCGGGCUGGGAGCCCGUCAUUAUCGCCAUGGCGAUAAGCAGUGUCGGGGGGCUGAUCCUGGAUAAGACCGUGUCCGAUCCCAACUUCGCCGGGAUGGCGGUGUUCACUCCGGUCAUCAACGGUGUUGGCGGGAACCUGGUGGCGGUGCAGGCCAGCCGGAUCUCCACCUACCUGCACAUGAGUGGCAUGCCAGGCCUGGAGCCCAGCGUCCCGCAGCGCAGGUGCCCCACGCCCUGCAGCACCUUCUUCGGAUCCAGCGUGAACUCGCGAUCUGCGCGGGUGCUCUUCCUCCUGGUGGUGCCCGGGCAUCUGGUCUUCCUCUACACCAUCAACUCCAUGCAGGCGGGACACACCACCCUCACCUCCAUUUUUGUUGCCUUUUACAUGACUGCUGCACUGCUACAGGUGCUGAUCCUGCUGUACUUUUCUGACUGGAUGGUGCACUGGAUGUGGGGGAGGGGCAUGGACCCUGAUAACUUCUCCAUCCCUUACCUGACGGCCCUGGGGGACCUGCUGGGAACUGGCUUCCUGGCUUUGAGCUUUCACAUCCUGUGGCUCAUCGGGGACCGCGACACCGACGUCGGCGAUUGAACGGCCCCCUUGUGCCUGCCUGCCCCCAUCCUCCCUCUCUCCUUCCGCUUCCAGGACUUAUUUAUUAGAAUAAUUUGUUAUUCGUUUUAGCGGGAGAAAUCACUUUCUCAUUAUUUUUCAAUGGGGAUUUUUUUUUUUCCAAUGGCCCUGUCGGCCACGUUUGUAAAUGAGGAGAUCAUUUUAGCGUGCAGUGCCGAAUUCAAAAGCGAGCGUCUAAAAACGAGGAUGUGUUGAUUUAUGAAGUGCCGUAUGUCAUUGUUCUUGCUUUGUUCUUGAAAGGAGGUGCUGUUACAAUAUCCUUUUCGCCUUCUAGCUGAGCCCAUCAACAGCCACAACAGAAGGCAAAGAAGCAAGCUGAGAACUUCGGACCAGAACGUACUGACCUGACUUCCCUGCUUGUCUGAAAGCUAGUGAAAAAGAGCUGUGGUGCCGCUGGAAUCUCUGUCUUGAUUGUUUGAGAAUACUGCCCUGGAUCUUGUACAGUACUGUAGUCUUCAAAACUGGGAAAAUAUGUAGAUCCUAGUGGCACUUCAGAUGUAGUAUGGCUCUGGAUGACAUUGCUCAGGUGACUUUAAGUGGAUCAACUUUUUUUUUUUUUUAGUGUUUGACUUUCCACAAAUUUCACUUUCCAUCGCCUUGUUACUCUCCAACAGGUUGUAUGGUACAAUUUACUCUUGGGAGCAAACUAUACCAUAUAACCUGCUGGGCAAGUUGAGGUAUCUUUGUGUUUAGAUGCACACCCAACUAAAAACUAAUUUACAACGUGACAUGCAUUUGCUUUGCGACCCGAAGCAUAAAAAAGGCGUAAGGGCACGGAGAGAUUUAACAAAGUGCACAGUAGAGGAGGGUGGACAGUAGCUGUGGCUUACAACUGGUGGAGCUGGUACAGAUGUCUGCACCCUGGUCAGGGAGAGCCGUGGACUACAAGUCGGACAAUGCAGGGAGAUGACCGUAGAGGGUACUCGUAGCAUCCACCACAUACUGCAUGACACUCCCAACACUGGGCCGUGCGCUCUCUUACAGACUCCUGUGACAUGAGCGCCCCCUUGUGUGAACUGGCACCGUCACAUUCUCGCCGAACAUUUCUCGGUACAUUUUCGUUUCUCGUUUCCAUGUUUUCAUAAUGCAGGUGCCAGAAUGCGCACUACAGUCUGCAUCUACCUUCUGGGUAUUUUGGCUGAUGAACCCGUAGGCUCGUGGAAUUGACCGGCGUCCGUGCGGCUCCCCCUGCCCAGGGUUGGAGAUCCUUGUUCAUUCUGUGCAGAACAAGAGGAAAGGAAACAGUCUUUGCUCGUGGCAUUGCAGUUUGUUUUAGACGUCGCCUUGAGGUCUUUCACUGAUGUUCAGGUUUCAUCUGCCUGGUCUCGGUGAAUUGGGAAUAUUCGUCAUUCUUUACCUUUGAGCGAACUAGACAAUAGUGUGGGAUCUAAAUUAUGAUUCUCGAUGGGUGUCCAUUAUCUCUAAAGCUUAAAUGCUCUUGCCCUAAGUGAUCCGGAAAGCAGGUCUCAUGCCAGCGCAGUUAAAUUACUGGCUCUGUAAGGGCAUUGGCAUUGAUAAUGGGGCUUGAGUGCUAACAGGACGAUGGGUUUGUUGUUUGGCAGUGAAAUGUAAUGCCGGCAUAAUUUCUGCUACAUCUAUGACAGGUUUAUGAUCAGCUUUACGGAAUGAAUGACCGAACCACUAUUCCCUUGUUGAUAUUUUUAGCCAGAGGAACAUUUAGUUCAGUAAAACAUGAAUUUGUGAAAUAGAGGACGUUCUGAACACGACAAAAUUGAGCUAACCAAAAACUGUUUUUUUUUUAAGUUUUUCAUUUAAUGUAUAUGCAAGAUAUUUUAAGAUUCACUGAGUUACAAAAAUAGAGGCGAAAAGAAAAUUAAGUCUAGCAAAAAAAUGUUUUUUACCAAAGCUGUCACUUUGAGAUAUAUCAGGGUUACGUUUAUUUUUGUCUCUUCUUCACACAGUGUCAUUGCUGAAAAAAACAUCAAGAAUGAGUAGCGCUUUUCGAUGUUUUUUUCUGCGUAAAGCUUUUUUAGAAAAUGCUGUGCAAUCGUACGAUGCGAUAUAUUCAGACGUUUUAAGACAUUUUAUGUUGCAGCCACCUAGUGGAAAUAGCGUGUAACUACAAAUGUUUUCUAGGACUUCACUGUUCCAAAAAGGUAGCUUUUUGUUAUCGUUCUAGAAUUUUAUAAAAAUUAAAUAGAAAACAUAUUUACACUGGGUCUUUAUUAAGCGUUCCGGUAUUUGCCCUAAGUAUAUUUUGUACCAUUUUCUUCCAUUGAAUGCUGUAAUUAUGUUGCAGUUCUGUCCUGUUUGGUAGGUUGUCAGCUUAUUAGGUGGUCCAAGCAAAGAAACCGUGAUAAGAUAAAGAUCUCCUUAACAGGACGUUCUCGGUUCGAGUCUCAGUUUUGGAAGCUGUGUGUUUGCCUGGAUGAGUGCUUGAACCUGCUUCUGCUGCCCUUACACACCUCAGGUGUAAAACCUGGGGUGUUAAUAUGAGUGAUUAGCUAAUAAUGGCACAGCCUUCGAUGGAUGCAUCCAGUGUACAAUCAGUCUCCUGCCAUGAUAUGUGCCUUUGGGCAGACCAUGUGGAUUUGCAUCUUAGCUGUCCAGGAUGGCUCUCUUUAAAAUCCAGCAUGUUCGGGGGAAACACAUCACCUGUCAGACCCAUGAUUACAGUUUUAAUGUAUCUGAAUGGUGUUGCUCAUGAAAUAUUUUUUAAAAGGUGUGUGUAUGGAAGGAUUUUAUGUCAUGGAUGAAUGAUUGAUUUCAAGUGUGGGGAAAGGCAUUGAUGAAACAAAUCAUUUGUAAGAUGUACUGUAAUACUGUCCUCUUAAGCAUCCAAAAGAUGUCCAUUUCUCUAGGUUCAGGAACAGAGAAGGUGUUGCUGUAUGAAAGGAAGGCCAGAUCAUUGCUAUUCCAUUAGAUUCUGCUCUGAACUCUACAACUCAGAAUUGGUGCCAACUUUGUGCCAGCUGUUGAGAUCUUGAAAGUGCCCUUAGUGAUUGUGAGCCUUCAGUAUGGAGGAAAGUAGUGUCGAAUGUUAGUCUUGUGGAUUAAGAUUAUGAUGCUAUUUUCUAUGCAUAUGUGCACAAAUUAUACAUAAAUAUAUUUAUUCUGCAAAUAAGUUAUUUUAAUUUUGUGUUCUGUACUCUUGUUUUGAAUUGUGCCAGUAUAGCAAACAUUUUGUAACAGUAUUGUGCCUAAGGAGAGCAAAAUAACUGAACAAUCACUUAGUACACAAUGAACUAAGAUUAUGUAAAUCCUGUGCAAAAUAUGGAGUACCUUAAGGGCAAGAAACUGACUUUUCAUGGUCAUUCUGAAGUGAAAUAGCUUUUUUUAUAUUUUAAGAGUUUAUUAGUUCAGAGGAGGCAUUACUUUAUGCUGAACAAAACUGAGUAUAACCUAUUUGACUGUCAUUACUAAACAUGGAUUUGUGAAUUGCGUCGGUAACACUUCAAAAGAGAGAAACUCUGAAGAUUAGAAGUCAUCACUGUUAUAAAUGUCAGCAUGGCACAGUGCACUUUCUACACAGUGCACGUACUGUAAAUGACUUGUGGGCUUGCGGACUCUGUGUUUCGGGUCAGUGGUCUAUCCUCCGCCCAGUUGCAGUUGGGUCCCAGCAGCUGGUCUCCGGAUGAGGACAGACUGAGCUGGUGUGAAGUCCUGUGAGGGCAAGCAGGAGCCCUGCUCGAGUCCGUGACUGCAGCGGUGAGGAGGGGUGGGAUGCCCAUAGUGCUCUGCUGUUUUGCAGUGUCUGGCACUGCUAAAGCUGGAUUGCAUGCUGGGAUGCUCUUCUUCAUGGAGAUGGAGACAAUAUGUGCUUAUUUUGGACUACAGUUGCUUUCACCAUUACAAGGCCAUCAUGGCUUAUGGGGAUGCAGAGAUGAUCUGAGCCCUUCAUCUUGUUUUCGGCUUGUUAUUUACUGGUCUUUGCCCCCUUUCCACACAAUGUUAAGGCGGCUCUGCAUGUUGGCAUGAUUGCCUGCACAUCAGCGCUCUUAUGUCCCAAUAUUAAUCAUGGACUGCUCAUCUGCUGUACUUUAUAAAUGUAAAUUCUAGAAAUAAAGAAAAGUAAUUUCUUAGCUCUGGAAUCUUCUAUUCAAUACCAAGGGUGAUGUCAACCUUGAAUUCUUGCAUUUCAAGAUUAAAACACUGUAUCACUUUA
This is a messenger RNA of Lepisosteus oculatus (spotted gar), 7934 nucleotides long. RefSeq names its product solute carrier family 41 member 1 (gene slc41a1). Gene Ontology annotation, cellular component: plasma membrane. Gene Ontology annotation, biological process: monoatomic cation transport. Gene Ontology annotation, molecular function: monoatomic cation transmembrane transporter activity. Lineage: Eukaryota; Metazoa; Chordata; Actinopteri; Semionotiformes; Lepisosteidae. The record is from RefSeq and is a predicted model, not a curated record.